Perkinsus marinus ATCC 50983 is the source of this 3297-nucleotide messenger RNA. RefSeq lists its product as hypothetical. Gene Ontology annotation, molecular function: RNA binding. NCBI's taxonomy places the organism in Eukaryota, Perkinsozoa, Perkinsida, Perkinsidae. The transcript is spliced from 24 exons. Gene Ontology annotation, biological process: regulation of mitochondrial mRNA stability; mitochondrial RNA processing. Gene Ontology annotation, cellular component: ribonucleoprotein granule; mitochondrial matrix. The record is from RefSeq and is a predicted model, not a curated record. Bases 1 to 3021 code for a protein of 1006 amino acids.
AUGGAUGGUAUCGUUUACUCUUCUGUUUGCUUUAUUAAGGAAGUGGUUUACGCUGAAGUCAUCGAGUAUGAGUUGAGGAUGAUAGUAGAGGGCAAGGGGGCUGAGGAAGAUGUGGAGUUGCUCACUGAGGUUAUAUGCCUUGUCAUGACAGCAAUGACAGCUUGUUCGAAUGAAGUAGCGGCGUCAGGUGGCGAGGGUCAGGUGGAUAAACUCGUGGACCAGGAGUUUAUGGUGGCUGCUUUGGAUGCUACGAUAGCGCGGCAUUCUCGGUGCUCACUAUUGGCAAACGCAGUCCUCGAGCUGAGUAGGGCAUUGGGCCAAUUGGGGGGGAAGGGAGUUAUUGCUGAUGCCCUGGUAUGCGAGAAGGAAGCUGUGGAGAAGUGUCUGGCAGGAGAGGGAGGGAGGUCUAUGGGGUCGUCCAGGAGUUUCUCUACCCUCAACAUCAUCGUCUCUGCUGCCUCUUGCUGCCUCUACCACCCCGUCGACUGGGAUGACACUAAGUGGGUGGGGGCAUCGACUCCUGUGGGGUGGCCGGAUGAGGGGGAUGCCCAGUUGGGUAGCCGAGAUGAAGAUUCUGGGGAGGGGAGGAGCAUGAACGAGUCAAUAGACUUGGUGGAGGCUGAUGUUAGCGAAGGCUCGAGUGUCUCUGAUAAUGGGCAGGAAUACUCUUGUUUUAGUUCCAAAGCUCCUCCUCCUCCUCCUCGACGGCGGGCGUACCAAAAGCACCUCCGAGUAGCUCAAGCAUCUUGGGGCAUGGGCCACACUCCCCAGGAGAACAACAACAACAGAUGGGAUAUGGUGGAAGAAAUCACGGAGGGAGAAACCCCACCAUUUAGGAGGCAACAACAGCAGCAGCAGACGCCCCCACAGCCGGACCGGGACCCCGGCGAUGAAGACCUCCAUAACGUUCUGAGACAACUACGCAAGAUGACAAGUGGCAAUAAAGCAGCUACAAGCAAUGCAUUGGAGUGGAUAACGCAUGAGCUGCAGAGAGUCUUCGCGACGGAGCAUGCCAAGAGUGAUGCUGGUCUGGAUUUGGCAAUUCUCACGGGCAUCUGUGAGCAGUGCGGGAAGCUGGGUUAUGAUGGUCCUGUUAGGGAUAUGUGCGCUUACGCUGCACCCCGUCUGGCUGGGAGUACCCCUCGGGUUGCUGUACAAAUGUUGUGGGCGCAUGUGAAGGUUGGAUUAAAUGAGGCGGAGUUUUUACGUGCUGAAGUCACGUACCUCUGUAAGCAUCUGUCGGUGUAUGUAGCCCAAGACAUCUCUCGAUCGAUUUGGGCCUUUGCCAAGAUCGACUGGUAUGAGGGUAUCGACUUCAGUGCGGUCUGCGAUAGAAUUUUAUCCCAAGCGGAUAAGUACAAUCCCCAGGACCUGUCCAUGACGUUGUGGGGACUAAGUCGGUUGGUCGUUCACAUAUCGGAUCGAUCUCGUGUGAAGAUGGUCUUCGAGCGCUGUGGAUAUGUUGCUCUCAUGCACGCACAGGCUGGAAGGCUCAAUCCUCAAGAUGUUGCCACUAUUCUGAAGUCCUUUGGUCGUGUUGGCAUAAAACAUGAUGACCUCAUCGCAGCAUGCCAAGUUUAUGUUGCACAGUUUGCGUCCAAGUUCACUUGUGAAGAUCUGACCUCAGCAGCAUGGGGACUAUGUAAACUCGGCUAUCACGACUCGGUAUGUUGUGAUGCUAUAGCAAGGCAACUGGAUGAACAUCUUGAUAAAUACUCACCGGCUCAACUGAGCACAUGUCUAUGGGCAUUAGCAUACAUGGGCAUGGAUCUGGCUGCAAAGGACCCCCAGUUGGUUGAUGCCACGGCAGCUUACGUGAAGUCUAAGAGCUUCCGAUUCUGUAUAGCUGAUAUAUCGACCAUCUUGAGCGCCUAUGGGAGAAUGGGCGUUUGUGAUUGCUGUGCCAUCGACGCUUUAGCCGACCGUGCUAAUCUGAUUAACUCUACUACUGGUCUAGCAGCUCAGGACGCGGCGAUGAUCCUACAUGGUAUCGUCAAACUCGGCCAUACGGGUUCUAACUCAGUGAUGCCACUCAUCGAGGAGAUAUGUGAUGUACUGCGUGAUGACCUCGCUAGCUUGUCGGCACAGAGUGUCUCCCUAUGUUUGUGGAGUGUCGUUAGGAUGGGUCAGACUGAGGACUACCCGGAUUUGAUUGAAGCCUGCGCGAGGAAGCUCCGUGAUGAUGCUCCUGAGUUGGCCCCUCACUGUCUGUCGAACUCCAUGUGGGCCCUAGCCAAUACGGCCUAUGGUGAUGCGUCACUAUGGGAGGAGCUGGCGGAGUGCUGUGUGAAGCAAGUGACGACGUUCUGUAUUCACGACUAUGCUAAUGUGUUGACGGCAUUGGCGAAGAAGUCGAGGGACUUGCCUACAUUGAAGGACUCCUUCACCAGGAUUGCAGCUAUGCUUUUUGUGAUGAGAGUGGACGACGAGAACUGUACUUGUGGUAAGGUAACCAAGUAUGACUUGGGACGUCUGAGAUGGUCCUUUAGGGAGGCCGGUAUGAACAACUCACCAGCAUGGUUUGAAGGUGUCUCUACUGCUCCUGCUAUCCAUGAUGCCUCCCUAUCACCUAUGCUAGUCUUGGAUGGUGUUAUUGAAGUGGACCCUCAGCCAUGUACGGGGCAUUGUCCUCAUCUGGGGUCGAGGAUGGCUAUGGGAGGUGGCGAUGCUGCUGCUGUUGGUAUCGGCUCUUUUACAAGAAUGCCAUCACAAGACACGUCCAGUGGUGGUGGCAAUAAAUCUGUCUUAGACGAUGUGAUACCGGGCAGCAUGGCUCAUCUGGAAGACCCCAGUCGAUACCUGACUGGGCUAUCUGAUUGGCAACAACAAAUGUUGGGGAUGAAUGCUAGCACGAGUGAUGCGGCUUUCGGAGGCUCGGUUGAUCCUAGCAGUCCGAAGGGUAGUUCCUACGACCAAGGAGAUGGCAGCGCUGCAGUGCCUGUGUCGGUGAAGAACACAUUCCUGAAUUUCGAAGACCAAGCGAACAUGCUAGCAGCAGCGGGAAGGCCGAAGUCGAUCUGAUCAUUGCCAUACUGGGAUGGACAGUGCACGACGUACUAGUCUUCUUAUUCUCGCUUUCCUACAUACGCCCUCAAGUUAACAUUCAUCGUACUAAACAUUGUCGUUGCCAGUUUUCGCUCUUUACCACACCAUUUGAGUACUAACUCCCUGGAUUGAAAUCAAGGAUGGUCGUCGUAGAGCCUCUUAUCGAGUUGUAUCCUUUCUGAAGGCUCAGUGGUUGCUAUCCUUAUAUAUUGGUAAUCUUGUAAGCUUGUGGACCAUCUAUCUCGACGGCUA